This is a messenger RNA of Parascedosporium putredinis, 435 nucleotides long. NCBI's taxonomy places the organism in Eukaryota, Fungi, Ascomycota, Sordariomycetes, Microascales, Microascaceae. The record is from the annotation of a GenBank genome assembly.
AUGAAGCCGAGAAGCCAAGCUGAACAAUGCCUAUUCUUCGUGGAUGACUCUAACAUCUGGAUCUCGGCGCAGAGAGAAGCGGCCCGAGGCGCUUUUACCGGGAUGCCGGCCCUUUUAGAUACCGACGUGGACCGCAGACUGAGAAUAGACCUAGGCGAAAUGCUUCGUGUCAUCCGUAAAGGCCGCUCCCUCGGCCAGUUAUUCCUCUACGGCUCGAGCCCGCCGUCGAACGACUCCGUGUGGGGCGCCGCCCGGGCCCUCAACUUCGACGUCAAGAUCUACGACCGCAGCGGCCACACGCCGCGCGGCAAGGAAAAGGAAGUCGACAACUCCAUGGCCGCGGACAUGAGCGAGGCCGCCGCCGAGCUCCGCACGGGCGCCCUCUACGACCCAAAGAUGAAAAGCUCCUGCAGCGGACCACCUUCAUCACCGUGA